AUGAGGAUUUCCCAGAAGCUGCUGAAAGCCCAUGAGGCCGACGAGGCUCAUCCCCACGAGGAUAAGCCGACGUUUUCGUUCGAGUUCUUCGUGCCAAAGACCUCCCAAGGUGUGCAGAACCUAUACGACAGGAUGGACAGAAUGUACAACUUGAACCCGCAAUUCGUCGAUGUGACCUGGAAUGCCGGUGGUCGUUUGUCCAACUUGACCACUGACAUCGUGUCGACUGCACAGUCCGUGUUGGGCCUGGAGACGUGUAUGCACUUGACUUGCACCAACAUGCCCGUGGAGCUGAUUGAUAAGGCACUGAAGGAUGCCUAUGACUCAGGAUGCCAGAACAUUCUGGCGCUGAGAGGCGAUCCUCCUGUCGAAGGUGGCGAGUGGACUGCCGUAGAAGGCGGGUUCCACUACGCCAGAGAUCUCGUGGAGUAUAUCAGAAAGAAAUACGGGGACCAUUUCGACAUUGGUGUUGCUGGUUAUCCAGAGGGCCAUCCGGAGGAGAGCGACUCUGACAAGAUUGUAGGGUACUUGAAGGAGAAGAUCGAUGCUGGUGCUGACUUCAUCAUCACACAGAUGUUCUACGAUGCCGAUAAGUUCAUCGAAUGGUGUGCCAAGGUGCGUGAAGUUGGCAUCACAGUGCCAAUCAUCCCAGGUAUCAUGCCGAUCUCUUCGUAUGCUGCGUUUAAGAGAAGAGCCACUUGGUGCGAGAUUAAUGUCCCGCAGCACUUUGAGGAUAAGCUGAUCUCUAUCAAGGAUGACGAUCAACUCGUCAGAGAAGCUGGUACCGAAUUGGUGGCCGAGAUGUGUCAAAAGCUGUUGGAUUCUGGUUACGUUAACCAUCUACAUUUCUACACUAUGAACCUGGAGAAAUCCUCCAUCAUGAUCCUGGAAAAGUUGCAAUUGAUCUCAUCGAAAGCUGCCGAUGACCUUCCUUGGAGAAAGUCUCUGAACCCAAAUAGACAGAACGAAUCCGUUAGACCGAUCUUUUGGAAGAACAGAAAGUACAGUUACAUCACAAGAACCCAGGGUUGGGAUGAGUUUCCAAACGGUAGAUGGGGUGAUGCUAACUCUGCUGCCUUUGGUGAUGUUGAGCUCUUCACUGCUGGAUUGCUACGUCAAUCUCCAAAGAGAGCCAUUGAACUUUGGGGCGAACCACAAACUUUGGAGGAUUUGUCCAAUUUGGUUAUCCGUUACUUGAACGGCCAAUUGAACUCUCUGCCAUGGUCAGACACUCCAGUGACCUCUGAAGUUGGUUCCAUCAGAGAUGAGUUGAACAAGAUCAACAAGGCUGGAUUCUUCACGGUGAACUCCCAGCCAAGGGUCAACGGAAGCUCUUCAGAUGAUCCAAUCUUCGGAUGGGGUCCAAAGAACGGAUUCGUCUAUCAAAAGCAAUACCUGGAGUUCCUCAUCCAGAGGAAGAAGCUGCCAAAGUUGAUUCAAAAGAUUGAUGAAAUCAAUGCCCCAUAUAACAAAAACUCAAGCUCCAAGGACAACUACAAUAUCUUAACAUACUUUGCCAUUGACUAUUCCGAUGAUUUGAACUCAAACACAAAGGAUGACUCUGCUAACGCAGUAACAUGGGGUAUCUUCCCAGGAAAUGAGGUCCACCAACCAACCAUUGUGGAGAAAGUGUCCUUCCUCGCCUGGAAGGAUGAAGUGUUCAGAAUCCUUCACGAGUGGAGUGGCAUCUUUGAAUCUGGAUCAAAGGCCAAGGAUUUGAUCCAAUCAAUUGUUGAUGACUAUGCCUUGGUCAACAUUGUCGACAACGACUUUGUCGGCCAGGAUAAGAUCUUUGGGCUGUUCCAAGACCUCUGA
Williopsis jadinii is the source of this 1815-nucleotide messenger RNA. It is a transcript of the gene MET13, whose product is annotated as methylenetetrahydrofolate reductase (NAD(P)H) MET13. The transcript has a single exon. Lineage: Eukaryota; Fungi; Ascomycota; Saccharomycetes; Phaffomycetales; Wickerhamomycetaceae. Gene Ontology annotation, molecular function: methylenetetrahydrofolate reductase [NAD(P)H] activity; FAD binding. Gene Ontology annotation, cellular component: cytosol. The coding region runs from base 1 to 1815 and encodes 604 amino acids. Gene Ontology annotation, biological process: tetrahydrofolate interconversion. The record is from RefSeq and is a predicted model, not a curated record.